AUGGAUGGUAUGGCUGCUCAGAUGAGCCAGCGUUCCCGUGAUCUGGCCAAGAAAUACAACAAGGUGAUGAUGAUCAAGGAUGAAAAAGACAUGAUCACCCAUUUCGACGAAGCCUUCCUGAAGGAUUCGCUCGCUGUUACCUACAACGCAGCCUUUUUCACUGAACCCGAGGGACGUCGUGUCACCAGCAGAGAAGUCAGAGGAUACUUCAGCCCUGUUCUUGAACCGCACAUGCCUCACUUUACCUUGUUUGUGUCCAACGAUCUCGAGGUUCUCGCUCUGCGACGCAAGACUCGCAAGGGUGUCCUACCAGAACUCGGCGUUGAAAAUCCGGAAACUGGUCGUGACGCUAGGGGAUGGAACGAAGUCCUCAAAGACGCUCAUGCUCGCUCAGUCGAAGUCAAGGUGUACAUUGGGUAUGAAGCACUUGAGCUACACAAGUCCAUCGUCAUCCCCAAAUAUGACGAGUUUAAAGCCAAUCACCCUGAUAUAGCCACCAAGCUCAGCGAGCAGGUGAAAAGCGAGAUUCAACGCAUCAUCAGUACCGGGUCCGUGGCUAUCUUCUAUUCAGUCAAGUUCGAUCCGCUGCAGGCAGCACAGGACAAGAUCUACAUGGGAUACCCGGACUGGGCUACGGAGUUUGUCGAAGCCAUUCAAUCGGGUGUCAUCACUUGCAUCAUUGAUGGUAGCAUCCUGACAGGCCCCCGCAUUAAGAUCAUCAGAGAGCUCAUGGACGAAGCGAAGGAUACUGGCUCAGCCGUUAAGAAGUUCUGGGUCAAUGGAUACUCGCGCCGACUCGUCAUUGUCCCUCCUCGCAUUCGUGUUACUCCCUUUUCUGAGUACGUCACGAACGAGAACUAUCGCUACCGUGCCCAACUUCCAAACUACUCCUGGAACGAGGCCGCUAUCAAAAUGGCUGUCACUAUCCGUCAGAAGCGCACUCAGGUCGCAGACUCUAACCGUCGCUUUGAACAAGAGCAACACAAGAUCACCUUUAUCAAUGUCGCUGGUACACAUGAAGGUCACCUCCUUGGCUUCAUCAGCUUUCCCACCGAUGAUGCUACUAUCCUGAGUCCUGGUACAGAGCUCCGAAUGACCUUCCUGGACAAACCAAAGGCUAUUGAAAAGGCCAAUCCGGAGAAAGAGAACGGAACGAAUACAAACGAUGGUGAUUCCGGCAUCGAAGAGAAGGAUGAAGGUCAUGAGGACGCUCAGACGGACGAGCCAAACGCUACGGCAGAACCUACAUCACAUGAACAACCCCAAGAAGCUGAGGUCGUCCCGCCCGUUCCUGUCCAAACCCUCGGGCUCAUUCCUGCCCCGCUCCUUGGAGAAGAAGACUUCCCCUACGGCGCUGGCAUCCUGGAGACCUCAGGCGAAGGCCUAUUGUGUGGGCUCCAUGCUCUUUGUGAAAGCUGGGGAAAGCAGCGUUCGGAUGACCCCCCCACCGUGGAAGAACUCCAAGCAGUCGUGGACUCAGAGGCAUACAUGAGCACUACUGUUCCUGGCCUAGACAAUACUAAUAAUUUCUACGCCGAGCAACUCGCAGUCAUCAUCAAUUUGUGGACGGAGAAACCAAUCCAAUUGGGAAUCAUGCUCGAAGGCGGUGAUACCUCAUACGUCCUGCACAGCGAAGCGGAGAAUCCUGAACGCUUAUGGAUACUAUACUCUCCUGGGCAUUGGCAAGGCCUCGAAGCCUUGACCGUAUAUGAACAGGCCGCCGUCGAUAUCGAUCCUGAAGAUGACUUCCGAAUCCUCGUCAAAGCUCAGAAAGAUAAGCAGGAGAAGGACACUCUCUGGAAAUGCCGUGUUGCUCCUCCUAUCCCGAACAGCCCGGUGGACCUCAUCCCAGUCUUUGUCACUAAGCCAUGGGAUGAAGAAAAGAAAGCUUUUGAUGCUUACCCCAUACGCGCCAUCAGCACUAGAGAAGCUUCCGAGUAUGACUUCGGACGUUUGGUGCAAACCGGUAUCCCACACAUGGUCAAAUUCAAGAUCAUCGACUCAGAACGCCAGACAAAGCGUAAUCUCGCCGCUUUGGAAAGAAUCAACUGCCCGCCAAAGAACAAGACGCACACCCCUUGGAACAUCCUAUGGAAGCAAAUUCUGACCUUCAAUAACCUGCACACGAUCGGCAACAAAGACAUGUUCGCCAGCAUCCGCGGCCAAUGCCCCAAUCCUGAACAGCACAUGCAGCUGAAUGCUCAGCAAGCUGUGGGCAUGGCCGCAGCAAGUAAUGCCAAAGGAGGUAUCCUCUUGAUUGAAGGAGCCCCUGGCGCUGGAAAAAGCCAUUUCAAUUGCCAAUUUGUCAAGCCCUUCCUUAUGCUGGGCAAGCUUGGACCGAUCCUCUUGACAGCCAGCAGUAACGACGCUGUCGAUCUCCUCCUGACCAACUUAUGGUCAGUAUACAAGCAGAUGGUGUACCAAGGCAAAGCAAAGCCUGGCAAACGCUUUAUCCGCCUCUACUCAAACACCUCGGAGAAGAGCAUCCGAUCCCGACACAUUCGCGCAGCUAUGGAAAAAGACCCUGAGGCUCGACCUAAUGUUGAAGACAUUGGGGACAUCAGUCAAAUGAGCGACCUCGACACAAUGAUUCGUAGACUUUUCGACAGCACGCGUACACAGAACUUCCCGGGCAUCUUCGACCGACGCGUUAAAGACCUUACCUUCUCUCUUGGAGAAGCUAUGUUACAACAGACUGGUAUCAUCCACGAUCCUGUCUAUACGCCCGAUAACGCUAAAGUCCAAUAUGCCGACUUCCGCGAGCAUUUCAAGCGUUACUACGGGACUAAGGAUAUGGAUCCUGCCCAACGAAAAGAAUACGCGCUAUGGGAACGUGAAAUUCUCAAGCAGAUCCUGGCUGAAGCUGAUGUCGUCGCAUGCACUGUCUACAUGGCUGGCUCGAAGCUUAUUGAAGACGCUCUCUCUGAAAAGGUUAUAGGUGUCAUCCUGGACGAGUCUAAUCAUGAAGACCUCCUUAACUACUUGCCUAUCUUUCAGCUGGCUGCUCCUUCAAUGAGCUUUGUGAUCCUCAGCGGCGACAAGAACCAAGUGGCGCCUCCCGACUUGUUCACAUCCAGAGAAGUCACGUUUGUCAAUGAAUUGUCGAUGACUCUACCUGCCCGAAUGGCAGCCUUAGGAUGGCCCGUGAUCCACCUGACUGAGCAGAGCCGCAUGGUACCCGAGAUCGCAAGCAUUGUCAACCGAUUCGCGUAUCAAGGACAGAUGACUACUGUGAUGGCACGCGCCGGCCUAAAAGCCCGCCAAUAUGGCCGUGAAUUCCGCAGGUUCGCCGAUAAGCAAUGGAAGAAGAAGCAGAACGUCGUCUGGCUCGACGUCCAGGGUCGUGCUGCUGACACAAUCAAGCAUCGAUCAUCAAAAGUCAACCCUUUCUUUGCCAUUACAUCUCUCAACCUCGUCCCGAGACUCCUCAAGAUUGGAGAAAGAGUCACAGUCGCUUUGAUCACUCCAUACGCCGGUCAGCGUAACGUUUACUUGUCCGCAUUGGCUUCUAUGCAGAUGGACUCGUACAUGAACGACUGCGACCUGACGAACCUCACGAUUGGCACGAUUGACGCGCUCAUCGGUAAAGAAUUCACUUUCGUCGUUCUCGACCUACCAACAGACGAGUACCCCGGUUUCCUGUCGGACUAUCGCCGUCUGAACGUCGGCCUGUCCAGAGCUAGAGAUGGCCUCAUCGUUAUCAUGAACGGAAAAGAAGUGGAUCGCAUGAAUGACCGUUCGUCAUUCCAGCUGAAGCGAUUGCGCGAUCUGCUCAUCCCGCAUCAAUACGAACUGAAGGCUUUCGAAUACCCUUCCUGUCGCUGGUAUACACCUGUGGGUCACGGAACCCGCUCAUGGUUCCUGAAUGGUGGUGUUCUCGAUGAUCAGAACGCGAUUGCCGACGAAGACAAAGAGAAGGACGAGAACAAGCCAUCGGGCAAUGGCGCCGGUUGGGAGCAAGAUGAUGGAAAUGCACAAGUCAAUGAAGCGCAAACUGGCGGUUGGGAUCAAGACACCACGGACAACGAUGCUCAGCAUACCGCAUGGAGCGACACUCAGCCUGUCGCUGAUGGCGCUUGGAACGACCAGCCUGCCGUCGUCAGCGAUGGCUCUUGGGGAACUCCAGUUGAGACGCAGGCUUGGAAGGAAGAACCUGCUGUCGAAGAGCCAUGGAAUGCUGAUCACGCAUGGUGAUGGACGAGCGAGAUGGAAGCGCAAGACGAAAGCGACACGGUUGAAAGGAAGGACACGUUGGACAUGGACAACAUGAAGAAAAGCACUCAAUCUCACACAAACACGAGCUGGAACAACAUCAACUGACUGGAUUUGACAAAAAUGGAGACACCAAAA
Cladophialophora immunda is the source of this 4350-nucleotide messenger RNA. RefSeq lists its product as uncharacterized. The transcript has a single exon. The record is from RefSeq and is a predicted model, not a curated record. Bases 1 to 4194 code for a protein of 1397 amino acids. Gene Ontology annotation, molecular function: 5'-3' DNA helicase activity. Lineage: Eukaryota; Fungi; Ascomycota; Eurotiomycetes; Chaetothyriales; Herpotrichiellaceae.